Molecule: messenger RNA, 2949 nt
Organism: Canis lupus familiaris (dog)
Lineage: Eukaryota; Metazoa; Chordata; Mammalia; Carnivora; Canidae
Gene: LINS1
Product: lines homolog 1
Exons: 9
Coding region: 540-2840 (766 amino acids)
Source: RefSeq, a predicted model, not a curated record
GCGCUUUUCAGGCGCGGGUGCCGGGUCCGCAGCUCGUCUUUGGGUCCCUGAGGCCCCUUUAGCUACCAGGCUGGGCUUGCCUCGCCCGGCGAGGAAAAGAAGACUCUCUUUGGGAUGGCGGUGACGCUGCAAGAGCCUUCCUGCAAGGACAGGCACCCUGACGGAUCUCUGACAACGGAGGGGACAGGAGACCGGACCAUACGCGAGAUGCACCUGUCCAUUGAGUGCAUGGAUUCAUUUAGCAAGCGUUUGUUGGCCGGGAGCUGUUUCAGCCGUUAGGGAGACAAGAGGGAACAAGGACCCCAAGAUCAUGACCUGAGCCGAAGUCAGCCACUUAACCAACGGAGCCACCCAGGUGCCCCUAAACUUUAGCAAUUCUUAUUCCUGAAGCAUCGAUUUUGUGUGAAGGCUAGACAGAUCUUUCACAUAUAUCCAGUAUAGCUGGUUUAAAAGCUUGUCUGGUGUUACUGAAGAAACAUCUUACAGAUUUGUCGCAUUUCUGAGAUUAAUAUUUACAGUUUGGAGUUGUCAGCUUUCUCAUGAGAUAUGUUUUGGCAGUCCCAAUGGUCCCAAUGAAAGCUUUCUUUGACAUUUUAGAACAAUUAUACAAGAAGGUACUUCUGGGAGCCACACUUGAAAAUGAGAGCCAUGAUUACAUCUUUUAUCUCAACCCAGCAUCUUUAGAUCUAGAUUGCUCUACAACUACCUCUUCAGAAUGCUCAAACCACCAUGAUGUCCAGGGCAGGCAUCAGCCAUCCUCUGCCAAUUUGGCUUCCAUUUCUGUAGUGCCUGUGCGUUUGAAGAAACACUCGCCAAUAUUCAGUGCCCGAGAAAUAACGCUCCUUCAGUUAACAGUAAUCAAAGUGAUGAUAACCAGAAUAUUGUCUGCCGAAACGGACUCCCAUGCAAAGGAGAAAUACAGAGAUGUAAUUAAAAUUCUUCUAAAAUCAUCUGACAUCGAUUCUAAAUUAACCUGUUUGUUCCAAAACUCGGAUAAAUUGUUAUGUCACAUGGCUGCAAAGUGCCUUGCGCUACUUCUGUAUUUCCAACUGAGGGAAAAGAUAACAUUGAGUAAUUCCUGGGUUGCUUUUUGCCAAAAAAAUCUCUCUGAAUACCCUGAAAAUGAGAAGGUGGUAUAUUGCCUCUGGACCCUUACUGUUAUAAUAAAAGAAAUCUUUAAAGAUACAUGUUCACAAAAAACAGAAAUUUUAAAGCAGUUCCUGACUCCUUUUGAUACUAUUUUUCAAGUUUUUUACACUUCCUUAUUUUCUCUGCAUUUCAAGAGCUGUCAAGACACCUCUAAAAUAAUAAACAGCAUGAUAUGUUCCCUGGAAUUGCUUGAACUUCUUAUAGCUUCCAGAAUCCAUCUGAAACUACAUUUCACUUGCCAGAGGAUUUUAUUUUUGAAACCUUCUUGUGUGCUAGAUGUCAUUACCUGGCCUGUUGAGGCUUUUGUCAAAAGGAAGUUCAUCAUAUUCAUCAAAAAGUGCCUUCUCUGGAAAGUGGGUGAAGACCUUUGUUGGGGAUCUGGCCCUGCCCUGAUGCCACCAGACCAGCAUUUAGAUGUAGACAUGUUGGCUUUAGCGGAUGCUGUUUUGCAAGCUGUGGAUUUGGGUUUAUUGAAGACGUUGUCUGUCCGUGGAAAACCUCCCUGCUUUGGUGGAGAUGAAGUUCAACCUGCAUGUGAGUGUGUCCAUGGUCCAGAUCACGUGAUUCUCAGAGCAGCAAGCCUACUUAUCAUUAAAUCCUUAGAAAUCAAGUUUCAAAGUUGUGCUUCAGCAAAUGAAAUAAAAGUUGAUUUACAGAGUUUCAUGUCUGAGUUAUUGACAUUCUUAAAGCCUCAUCUUCAGCCCUCUCUUCAGUCACACAAUCCAUGUGAGUGGAUCUCCAGGGUCUUCAUAGAACAAGAUGAUGACAUGCUGGAGGCCGCCAAAGCAUCACUGGGCAUCUACCUAAAGUUGACCAGACAGUGUAAAGCUACUGAAGGCUUGACCCAAGAAAAAGAAAUGUGGAACCAUCACACACAUAAAUAUGGCUACAAUCCACACUGUAUUUUCUUAUUCUUAUUGAAAAAUAUAGGAUUUGAUUCUUCAGUUCUUCUUGACUUUUUGAUUUCAUCAGAAACCUGUUUCCUUGAAUAUUUUGUUAGAUAUUUAAAAUUACUGCAAAAAGAUGGGGCUAGUUUUUUCACAAUUUGCAAAUAUUUUGAUGUAACCGAACUUAAAGAUAGCAUAAAUAUUUGUGGUUGUAGCUCCUCACUUGUCCAAGACCGAAGCAGCAACCAAACUGAACUUAGCCUUUGGGCUGCUCUUGGUAGUCACAGAAAUGCCCACGCUUCAGUCCCCUGGGCUUCCAAUGCUUCUGGACCUCUGAACCAGCCUGUGAUGUCCAAGGAACCCCACGUCACGCUCCAGGCUGCUGCUGGUCUGUCUCCCCCACAAGCUUCUCAAAGUCUGGUAGAUUAUGACAGCUCUGAUGAUUCUGAAGUAGAAGUCACAGACCAGCACUCAACAAACAGUAAACAAACAUCUUUACAGCAAGAAGCAAAGAAGAAAUUUCAGGACACAGUUAGAACAGGUCCAGAUGAAAAAGAACUUAGCAUGGAGCCUCAAUCAAGGCCUCUGGUUCCAGAACAAUCUAAUAUUAAUAUUCCCUUCUCUGUUGACUGUGACAUCUCCAAAGUAGGAAUAUCUUACAGGACACUGAAGUGCUUUCAGGAGCUACAGGGUGCCAUUUACCGUUUGCAGAAAAAAAAUCUUUUCCCCUAUAAUGCCACAGCACUUUUGAAGUUGUUAAAACAUACUGAGUCAAUAUAUAAUGAGAGCAUGAACUCUUUGUAAAACAGUAGCAUUUUGUUACCAGGAACUGUUUUUUCCUGCUAUAAAUUAUGCCUUAAUGAGAUAAUAGUAAAUUAAAUAAAUAAAUAAAUAAAUGUACUCGCUAAAUCAA